Messenger RNA from Gigantopelta aegis, 1136 nucleotides. RefSeq lists its product as uncharacterized. The record is from RefSeq and is a predicted model, not a curated record. Lineage: Eukaryota; Metazoa; Mollusca; Gastropoda; Neomphalida; Peltospiridae. Bases 32 to 553 code for a protein of 173 amino acids. The transcript has 4 exons.
GUUGUGAUCUUUUAGAAGUUGCGUUAACAAAAUGUUUGUUAAAAUAGGUUUCUUUCAUUUUCGAAGAAAUAGUGGCAUGUAUUUGCUAUUUCAGUUGAUUUCUGUAGCAUCGGUUCUGGAUUUGGUGCAGUCUCCAGUCUGUGAGGAGGAAAUCACAUUUAUAAGAGAUGACUUAUUUUCCAAUUUAAGUUUAAAGGAGGCUGGUGUGGAAAAUCAAGCCAAGUGCGCUGUCAUAUGUGAUAGACUGUCUGAUUGUAAAUUAUUCUUUUUCCACAAGAAUUCUGGCAAGUGCCAGACUAAUUCUGUGAUUUACCUUUCAACAGCUGGAUCAGUAGACGCUGAAGGAUUUGUAUACUUUAGGAAAGAAAUGGAGUGUCCUGUCCCGCCGUCAGUGCCACAUUCUCAUCCUCAGUUUGACGUGAACUCUCCUCCUACUGCCACAGGGACGGCUCUGAAGUAUACGUGCGAUGUUGGGUACACGCCGCAGGGGAGUGUCAGGUGUCAAGUUGAUGGCACGUGGUCUCAGCUGUCCUACUUCAAAGCUGGUCUUUAAGGUGUAUGGUUUUAAGUCCUGGGGUGAGUGGAUCCGCAACGCUGAUGGAACAAGAAUCGACUUAUUUUGUGGAGGAUGGCCCGGCUGAUGUAAAUCAAAGACUCGGAUGACGUUAGAACUCGGACCAACUGCACCACCGAGUGACAGUGCCAUCAGUCCGACGUGUUCCUUGACACACGGAGAUUCAGAGCGGUGUCUGACCUGGUGAUUUUUGAAGCCGUCAGCCAUCUUGAUAGUCCAAUGGUCACGGACAUACAGCUGACAACCACGCACCAAAUGUAUCCGAAUGUUAUCUGUGUUGUAUCACUUUGUCGCCUUCUUUUAUCCGACCAUUGUAUGCGCAAUAUCGUUAUCAAGUUCACCCUUGGCUUCAUGGAAACCUGCGCACUUUAUUCUACCAGCUACAUAUUUGUUGUAUCUGACCUGUUAUCCAUGACAUACAUUAUUGAACUACGACUGUGAAGUCAUUAAUAAUAAUAAUAAUAAUAAUAAUAAUAAUAUUAAUAAUAAUAAUGAUAAUAAUAAUAAUAAUUUAAAAAAAAACAUCAAGAGGGCGGGACGUAGCGCAGUGGUAAAGCGUUCG